This is a messenger RNA of Somion occarium, 1680 nucleotides long. The record is from the annotation of a GenBank genome assembly. NCBI's taxonomy places the organism in Eukaryota, Fungi, Basidiomycota, Agaricomycetes, Polyporales, Cerrenaceae.
CCCCGACAUGAUGAAAGAGUAUCCUGACGACUGUGGUUGAGCAACCAAUGACUUGACUCCGGCCAGCGGAUAUCCGUCUAUCGAUCUGAGACUGGAUCUGGAAACUCGGCUGGCAACUCUUAGCGAUUGGGACGAAUAACCAGCCUCUUCUAUUUCGCAUACAACAGUACAUGCUGCCUGACGAUAUGGUCCUGGUGCUUUCCACGUUCCUGUCGUGUGCUUUGUCUUAGUCCUGGCUUUCGAUUGCUUUUCGUCGCUCUCUUGCACGCUCUAACCGAUCUCGCUUGGAUAUACACCUAAUAAUGACUACCUUUGCAUUCGACAAUGUACCUCGUCUGUUGUGGCGAGAAUUCAAGAAGAAUAGAAAGCUUCGAAAGUGGGAGUCUCUUCCUCUGCUUAAGCUCCUUCCUCAAGGCAGGCCCUUGUUCGUCUGUCAGAAUUGCCACUUCGCCAACCUGUUUGGGAUCCUCUGCCUUUGGUGUUCCCAUACUUGCGAUAGACAGCCUUCCCUCCUUCCGGAAGUUCGCAGACGAGCCAGUGCACCUGAGCUUCUCAGCGAGGCUCAGAAAGAACAGCUGCACAGAAUGGACUUGCCCUCGCUGACUUUCGCGAGUGGCUCUCGCGGCCAAAUUGUACCGGGUAUCUAUACGGAGGAAGCGCCUGAGGGCCGACGGAGAAGGCAUCGCGGUGCUGCUGUCAUCUCUGUCGAAGUUCACCCCUCAGACGAACCAAAUCCUACAGUCGACUUAUACGUUCGAGCUUUAGCGGAAUCGAAUCUAUCCUUGCUACAAGGACCACGUCUUGUACCCUCUAUUGCCAUGGUUCACUAUAGUGGUCACCCAGAUAACCAUACGCUGGGCUCUACAGACCCUACUUCUAACAGUCUUAGACCUUCUCGCACGCUUCGUCGAAAACAAAGACUAUCUGUCCUACGGCAGCGUUCUUCUUGCUCUUUGCGACGUAAAGCCAUGCUCAGCUCCUCAUUUCAUAAACGAUCGCGUAGCGACCUUACCAGUUCUCCCUCGCUACCGCAUAGACCCUCGCAUAUACGCCUUCCAAAGCAGGUCGCUCUCCCGCGACCUGUCGCACCGACAUGCGAUGUGCCUCUAGGCCACCCCAACCGUCCUCUGUACACUGCUAUACGGAAGAACAUGUCUCGUCCCACUUCCCCUACUCCUUCAUUCACCCCUACUCCUCUACCGUCUCCUCCAAUUGCUGAUGUUCAGGAACGUGGUACUCGUUCCCUCGACCUUCCUUCUUCCAGAAGUAGAAUAAACAGCCUUCUAUCGUCGGAUGGUCCUCAGCCUGUGCGCAUGCCAUUCAAUCCCGCUCCCUCUGGCGGGUUCUCGCUGAGCGGAGAGAUGGAGAUGCGGAGUCAAACAGAUGUCGGACUAGUGUCAAGGUAUCGGUUUCGUCAGACACGCACUGAUAGUCGGAAGCCGGGAGAUAGUGGAAGUCUAAAGUUGAAGGUGAAGAAGAUUCAGAAGAACUUGAAGGAUCUUAUGACGUUACGCAUCUAGACUUGCUUGCCUUCCCAUUGAGUUGUCGCAGCAUGAUAUCCUUGUUAUGAUCUCAUGCAUCUUAUACUCCAACGUUUUCUUGUAACACACCAUGUCAUGAGCAUGAACCUGCGCUCGGCGUAUGCUAUUUGCUUUAGAGAAAUAAUGGACUAGAAAUACA